Molecule: messenger RNA, 1225 nt
Organism: Panicum virgatum (switchgrass)
Lineage: Eukaryota; Viridiplantae; Streptophyta; Magnoliopsida; Poales; Poaceae
Product: LOB domain-containing protein 37-like
Exons: 2
Coding region: 238-870 (210 amino acids)
Biological process (GO): regulation of gene expression
Source: RefSeq, a predicted model, not a curated record
ACUCCUGCGCCCAGGGCUCCGCGCUGCAGCUAUGCCCAUGCCCUCCCCCGUGCCUAUAUAUCUCCCUCCCCGGCUGCGGGCCGGCCGUUCUCUUCGUUCCGGUUUCCUAGCGCCACCUGCAAAUUAAAGGCGUUGUGUGGGAAGAGAGAUCUCUGGCUAGCUAGCCCUGCAGUGGUAGUGUGUGGUUGUUGUAUGAGCUUGUUCCGGUUGCAGUAGGAAGGAGCCGCCUCCGUGGGCAUGAGCUGCAACGGGUGCCGGGUGCUGCGCAAGGGCUGCAGCGAGGGCUGCGUGCUGCGCCCCUGCCUGCAGUGGAUCGACGCCGCCGACGCGGAGGGCCACGCCACCGUCUUCGUCGCCAAGUUCUUCGGCCGCGCUGGCCUCCUCUCCUUCAUCUCCGCCGUGCCCGACGCGCAGCGACCUGCGCUGUUCCAGUCGCUGCUGUACGAGGCGGCGGGGCGGACCAUCAACCCGGUGCACGGCGCGGUGGGGCUGCUGGGCACGGGGAACUGGCACCUCUGCCAGGCCGCCGUCGACACCGUGCUGCGGGGCGGCGCCAUCGGCCCGCUCCCGGAGCUCGGCGGGGGCUGCGGCGCCGCCGCCGGGAGCGGGGACCUCUACGGCCCGGCCGCCGGCAAGCAGCGCGCCGGCGGCUGGUCCACCUUCUCCACGGCCAAGCGGGUGCGGAAGGCGGCGCCGCCCGCGUCGGAGGCGUCCUGCGACCUCGGGCUGUGCCUGAGCCCCGGGUCCCCGCCGGCGCCCGGGGAGCGGAGGGCGCCCCUCCUGCGGCCGGGCACGCCGUCCAUGAGCUCGGACGAGUCCGUGACCUGCGGCGGCGACAGGGAGCCGGUGCUGCUCAACCUCUUCCCCUGAGACGGAGCGCCUGCGGCCAGCUAAUCCUAAUCCCUGCGUUCCCUAGCUGUCCACCGUACGUGUGCUCUCAGGACGGCGGACGUUCCCGGCGGCCAAGUAUUUAGUUGUUCCGCUUGCCGCCGCCGGCGAGGCCAUUUCCCUUGGUUUCUUGGCGGCCUCUGAUUUUGUUGUGUAGCUCUAGUAGAAAAGAAGCUAUAGCAGCCGGCCUGGACGCCCCGUUUGCGUGGGCGAGAUGAGAGCGCCGGUGGCCACCCCACCCGAGUAACCAUUUUCCUUUUUCUCUUGGACAAUUAUAUAAAUAUAUAAUAAAUAGUAGUACUAGUGUACUACGCUGAGGCUGAGCUCCCCUUUUUUU